CUCGCUUCCGCAUCGGCUUGCCUCUACCAGCUUUCCGGUGUUCGGAGAGGGAGAGCGUGGGUUCCAGCGAGGUCUACGUACAAGGUCCGCCCGGCAUCGGCUUCCUCGUUUUCCCUAGCGGCUCGUCAGCGCCCCCCACCCCUGAACUCGGGCCCGGUGUCGGCUCAUCCCUCCUCCCUGACUCGGAGCUCGGGCGCCUGGGCCUGGCAGAGGCCGCCCGAGGUGGCCGCGCGGCCUUCUAGAGCCCUGGCCCAGCCCCCUGCCCACCGAGGCGUGAUCCUCUUUUCUGUCCUAAAGAACUUGGCCCAACAGCUUCCCGCGUCCAUUACUGACGUUUCUGUUUAGGGGGUGGAGAUCCUGGUCGGGUCUCCGGUCAGCAUCACCCACUGGAACACUGAGUAACUGUUAAUCCGCAUCUUGCCAUCUCUGUCCCUCCUUUCCACUGGCCCCGUUUUUGGGUCAACGUCAUGGUUACUGUAAGUGCGCUUUUAGGUUUGUUCAGACCCAACACUAGGGACAGGAUUUGUCUUAGAUCCCUCCGUCCACUGCGUGUGAAUGGGUUCAGGAACACUCUUGGACUGAGCAGGAAGAUGAGGAUUGUCCUGAGGACCAGGCAGAGCAGUUCAUGAGCUCUUAAGGUUGUUGCUUUUCCAAAUCAAGAAGACAGUGCACGAAGCCAGGGGACAUCAGCCAUGCUCCAAACAUCUUGGCCUCAGGAGCCAGUGACCUUUGAGGAUGUGGCUGUGUACUUCACCCAGAAUCAAUGGGCCAGCCUGGACCCCAUGCAGAGGGCCCUGUACCGGGAGGUGAUGCUGGAGAAUUAUGCGAGUGUGGCUUCCCUGGCGUUUCCAUUCCCCAAACCUGAUCUGGUCUCCCAGCUGGAGAGAGGGGAAGCGCCAUGGAGCCCGGAUCCCUGGGAAGCAGAGGUUUUGAAAGGCACCUGUCCAGGUGGUGAGUUCUGGAUCAAGGAGGAGGAGCCAGCUGUAAAGCAGGAAACCUCUGAGGAGGCAGAAUUGCCCAGAAUGCCAGGAGGAGGACUUCUCAGAAACGUUUCCCAGCACUUUGACUUUAAAAGCAAGGCGACAUGGCAGACUUUCAGUCUGAAUCCGAAUCUGAUACUUCGGGGUGGGAUGAAGUUCUACGAAUGUAAAGAAUGUGGGAAAAUCUUCAGAUAUAAUUCAAAGCUGCUUCGGCACCAGAUGAGUCAUACUGGGGAAAAGCCCUUCAAGUGUAAGGAAUGUGGCAAAGCUUUUAAGUCCAGCUAUGACUGUAUCGUACACGAGAAGAAUCACAUCGGAGAAGGGCCCUAUGAAUGUAAGGAGUGCGGCAAAGGUUUGAGUUCCAACACGGCUUUGACUCAGCAUCAGAGGAUCCACACUGGGGAGAAACCGUACGAAUGUAAGGAGUGUGGGAAGGCCUUCCGAAGAAGCGCAGCCUAUCUGCAGCAUCAGAGAUUGCACACCGGAGAGAAGCUCUAUAAGUGCAAGGAAUGCUGGAAGGCUUUUGGGUGUCGGUCACUUUUUAUCGUCCAUCAGAGGGUUCAUACGGGGGAGAAGCCCUACCAGUGUGAGGAAUGCGGCAAGGCCUUCACUCAGAAGAUAGCCUCCAUCCAGCAUCAGAGAGUGCACACCGGCGAGAAGCCCUAUGAGUGCAAGGUGUGUGGCAAAGCCUUCAAGUGGUAUGGCAGUUUUGUUCAGCACCAGAAGUUGCACCCUUUGGAGAAGAAACACACCAAGGUUCUUGGGCCAUCCCUGAUGAGUCCCCCGUGUGCCCCUCCAGCCUUAUCUGCUGUUCCUGUCCAGGGCCCGUGCUCUGCUCCCGCCGUGGCCGCACCUUCACUGACCUUUCCACAUGCCGUGCUCAUUCCUACCUCUGGGCCCUUGUUCGUGCUACUGCCUGCACCUGGAAUGCCUUCUUCACCUGUCCAAAUAGUGCGUGUCUUCCAGGGCCUUCCUCCCACUGUGAAGCCGUCUCCAGUUAUGCUGGUCCCUUCCCCUCAUGCCUCAUGAGCUUUAUUUCAGCACUCUAUCGGCUUUUAGGCCCAGCAGAUCUUCAGCUUCACUUGAGUUUCAUUUGUAUGUUUUUUUUUUUUUUUAACUUUACACGCAUUACUACUGUUUCAGCAUAAACUCCAUUAUAAUCUAUCUUAUAUUGAAAGACUGUUUAUGUAUUUUCUUCCAGGGAGAAAGUGAAACUACCUGACCUUAGCACUGGUCUCUUUCAGGCUUGAACAGUAAUGGCUGUAUGUGUACUGUGGGGGUGCGGGUGUUAGAAGGGCUGGCAGGACACUUGGUUGUCUUUAAGUGUCUGGGAGAGAGAGGCUUCCCCUGCGCUGGGCCAUUGUGGUUAGAGCCACGCGGCUUGGGGGAGGCAGAAGAGGCGCAUAGGAACUGGGGUGAGGGUUGGGGGGGGCGCUGGAAUCCACUUCCAGCAGCAGACUCAGAAAUUAAUGCAGCUUGUUCAGUGGGCUAAGGUGGUCCAUCAAAGCAAUCGAAGUCAUGUUGCCCUUGGCAUGGAUCAUUGAGGAUCUCCUAUGUCUAUGCAAAAGAUCAUGUGAGAUAACCAGUGAAAAACUAAUGGAUGCAGUGAUCACAAUCAUUUAUGUGAUUGAUAGCAAUCAUGUUUUUAAACACAGAGUGUGUUUUUUUUUUCUUUAGUUUUGCUCUUGAUAUCUAGAUGUUUCUUUUUAACUUUGGUUUCCUAAGUAAAUACACACCAAAGUAGUCAUCUUUCUUCCA
Molecule: messenger RNA, 2738 nt
Organism: Callorhinus ursinus (northern fur seal)
Lineage: Eukaryota; Metazoa; Chordata; Mammalia; Carnivora; Otariidae
Product: zinc finger protein 621
Biological process (GO): regulation of transcription by RNA polymerase II
Cellular component (GO): nucleus
Molecular function (GO): RNA polymerase II cis-regulatory region sequence-specific DNA binding; DNA-binding transcription activator activity, RNA polymerase II-specific
Source: RefSeq, a predicted model, not a curated record